This is a messenger RNA of Solanum dulcamara, 1430 nucleotides long. Its product is annotated as protein STRICTOSIDINE SYNTHASE-LIKE 10-like. Gene Ontology annotation, biological process: biosynthetic process. Bases 157 to 1272 code for a protein of 371 amino acids. Gene Ontology annotation, molecular function: strictosidine synthase activity. The record is from RefSeq and is a predicted model, not a curated record. NCBI's taxonomy places the organism in Eukaryota, Viridiplantae, Streptophyta, Magnoliopsida, Solanales, Solanaceae. The transcript has a single exon.
UUUUUUCCUCCAUUGAUAUAUACUUGAUUGUUUUUUCACUCUUUAUGUCAUUUUCGGAUGACUUUGAAGUUCACGUUUAAAGUCAGUCCACUCUAAAACAAGCCAAAUGCAAAGAGAAGAAAACUUGAACAUAAUCUCACCAAAAAAACACUCCCCAUGAAUACUUCAAAUCUAUUGUUGAUCAGUGCAACAACAGCACUAACAAUUAUCUCAGUAAUUUUUGCCUUCGAUGACGAAAAUGUGUUGAAACCACCUCCUAUACCAGGCUCUCAAAAUCUCCUCCCAAAAUCCGAAAUCAUCGAAUUGAAAGGAGCAGUUGGACCAGAGAGCAUUGCUUUCGAUCCAAAUGGAGAAGGCCCCUAUACAGGAGUUGCCGAUGGACGAAUUCUGAAGUGGCAAGGAUCAUAUUUGGCUGAUUUUGCAGUUAUCUCUUCUCAUAGGAAGAAUUGUACCCUGCCUUUUGCUCCUGAAAUGGAGCAUAUAUGUGGAAGGCCAUUGGGCUUACGAUUCGAUACCAAAACAGGGGACUUAUACAUUGCUGAUGCCUAUUUCGGGCUCCUAGUUGUUGGACCAAAAGGAGGAUUAGCUACACCAUUAGUCCAAAAAUUCCAAGGUAAGCCUCUAGUCUUCACAAAUGACAUUGAUAUUGAUGAUCAUGACAAUGUCAUUUAUUUCACGGAAACAAGCACAAAGUACCAACGCAGGCAAUUUUUCGCCUCUCUUUUAAGCGGAGAUAAGACAGGCAGGCUAAUGAAAUACACUAAAUCAACUCAAAAAGUACAGGUUUUAAUAAGAGGCCUUGGUUUUGCAAAUGGUGUAGCAUUGAGCAAAGACAAGUCCUUCGUGCUUGUAGCUGAAACUUCUACUGGUAGAAUAUUUAGGUAUUGGCUAAAAGGCCCUUUCAAAGGAAAACAUGAUACAUUUGCUGAGUUGCCGGGAUUUCCUGAUAACAUCAGAAUAAAUUCGAAAGGGGAAUUUUGGGUCGCUCUUCACGCAAAGAGAUCAGUAUUUGCACAAUUGAGUAUUUCGGAUUUAGAGCUCGGGAAGGCAUUGCUGAAGCUCCCGAUCACCACGCACCAACUGGACAACGUGUUGGGCGGAGGACAACCACACGCUACUGCAAUCAAGCUAAGCGAAGACGGGCGAGUUUUGGAGGUUUUAGAAGAUGUUGAAGGCAAGACAUUGAGGUCUAUUAGUGAAGUUCAGGAGAAACAUGGCAAGUUAUGGUUUGGUUCUGUUAUGAUGCCUUUUUUGGGAGUUUAUGGAUUAUAAGUUUUAAGUUAUAUAUACCAUCUGCUGAAGGAUUUUCUUUUACAAGAAUAUAUCAUCUAUUUAGACCGCCCUAUGAGUAAUUUAAGUUAGAUCCAAGUCAAGUUACCUCAAUUUCAAGCUUCUAAUAUGAUGAUUUCACUAUGUUAUUACUUAGCUAA